AUGUUUCAUCUGUGUGAGAGAAUUGCAACCACUGACAAGAAAGCUGAGUUGAUGGAGUGGCGCCAAACCUCCUCUGUUAUCACUCAACCUGAAAUCUAUGGAAGAGAGGAAGAUAAGGAACGUGUUGUGCAAGCUUUGAUUCAGACUUGUGAUACUGAGCGUGCCGCGGUGCAUACUAUAGUUGGUCUUGGUGGUCUCGGAAAAACAACACUUGCUCAGCUGGUCUUCAAUGAUGACAGGAUAAAGAAGCAUUUUGACUUGAAGAUUUGGGUUUGUGUCUCUGAGGACUUCAGUCUCAAGAGAAUGAUCAAGGCUAUUUUGGAUUCGGCUUCAGUGAGUGUUAGCGCUUUGCCACAAGAUGAAAACUCUAUCUUACCUGCUCUGAGAUUAAGCUACUUGAACUUGCCAUUAAAAUCAAGGCAGUGUUUUUCUUUUUGUGCUAUUUUCCCUAAAGAUGCUGAGAUUGAAAAGGAUGAACUUGUUCAUCUCUGGAUGGCAAAUGGCUUCGUCUCAUCUGAAGGAACAAUGACAGUUGAAGAUGUAGCUGAGGAGAUAAUUAGUGAACUAUGCUGGGCAUCAUUUUUUCAAGACAUUGAAAAAGAUUAUCUUGGCAAAGUUAGGUGCUUCAAAAUACAUGAUCUACUUCAUGACCUCGCUCAAUAUGUUAUGGGUGAUGUGUGUUGCACUGUAAAUGAUGAGAUGCCCAUUGAACAUCCAAAAAGAAUUCGCCAUCUCACGAUGGGGCCAUGUGCUCGGAACCAAAUCAUUUCUGCUUGCACAUUUAGAUCCUUAAGGACAUUUCACUUCCGACAGACAAAUUGUGCUUUGGCUUCAACGAAGAUAUUGGGACCACUUGAAUCUUUGCGAGCACUUGAUUUGGGGUAUGUAAAUUUAUUGUCGAAGCCUCCGGCGGUUGCCCGCCAUCUGAAAUACCUAAAAGCUCUUCGACAUCUCUACUUAAGGGGGUGCAGUUCGUUGGUUUACAUGCCUAAUGAGAUUGGCCAGUUGAAUUCUUUGAGAACCUUGAAUAUUUACAUAGUAGGUAAGAAGAAAGGGCUAAGGUUAGAUGAAUUAGCACAAUUAUGCCUCAGAGGGGAACUCCACAUUAAGAACCUGGAAAGAGUAACAAAUGCAGCAGAUGCCAAGGAAGCCAAUUUAAUGGGUAAGCAGCUAGACGUGUUGAAAUUGUCAUGGGGAAGAAAUGAGCAAUCUAAGUUGCUGCAAAAUGUUGAUCAGAUUCUCGAAGCCCUGGAACCUCAUCCAAAGCUCAUAAAUUUAGGGGUGGGAGGAUACCAAGGUAUGUAUUUCCCACAAUGGAUGGGCAAUCCUCACUUGAAGAAUUUGUGUUCCAUAAAACUUGUGGAUUGCUGGUAUAGUCAACAACUCCCCCUACUGGGGAGAUUACCAUCUCUAAAAAUACUUGCAAUAUGUUGUAUGCAUAAUUUGAGAUAUGUUGAUGAUGAAUCUUAUGAUGGGGGAGUAGCCAGAGGAUUCCAGUCUCUAAUGUGUUUGGAAUUGUGUUGCAUGCCAAACUUGGAAGGGUUAUCAAAAGAGGAAGGAGGUGACAUGUUCCCAUGUCUUUCCGAAAUGAAUGUUAUUGCAUGUCCAAGAUUGACAUUCCCUGCCCUUCCAUCUGUUAGAAAAUUAUGUAUAGCAAAAGCACGGAGGAGAUCUGGUCAUGAUUUAUUCUCUAGAGAGAUCUUAUUAUCUCAAUGCCCUUCUAAAACAAGGAGCCCCAACCAAGUUCAGAUGGAUUCGAUUCAUGGUCUCGGUUGUCUCGAAAUCCUUGAAAUUCAUGAUGAUCAAGAGUUGGCUUCGUUUCCAAAGGGGACCCUUCAAGGUCUAUGUCGCCUCAGACAACUCCAUAUUCAUCACCAGAGCAAAAUGGAAGUACUUCCACUUGAACUAGCUAACAACGCUGCCCUUCAAGAAUUGCAUAUAAUUGGAUGCCACAACUUGGAGUCAUUAACAGAUCAAGUGUUAACUGGGUUACAGUCGAUCGAAAAACUAAAAAUUUUCGAAUGUGAUAAAUUCAAAGGCUUAUCCACAGGUUUUCAAAGUCUUAGUUCCCUCAAGGAUCUAAUCAUUUCCUUCUGUCCACAAAUGGUAGCAUUAGCAGAAGAUUUACAACACAUGCCCCCCAUGUUGCAAUCAAUAACUCUUCAUGAGCUCAAAAAUCUAGAAUGUUUACCUUAUUGUUGGGGUAGUACCAUGACUCUUCAGUCACUAUACAUAGCCUGUUGCCCCAAGUUGAAGUCUCUUCCAAUAAGCGUUGGAUGGUUCAAUGGUCUAAACAGUUUGACAGUUGUACAUUGUCCUAGCAUACAGAAACAAUUCGAGAAGGAAACAGGGAAGGAUUGGAAAUGGAUUAAGCACAUUCCAAAUGUUGAUCUUGGAGAAAAUUGUUGGGUGAUUCCCACUAUAGCAGCGAGUUACCCAGAUCUGACUUUCUCCGGUACAGCUCAAAACUACAUUAUUGAUUGA
Messenger RNA from Arachis ipaensis, 2484 nucleotides. The record is from RefSeq and is a predicted model, not a curated record. NCBI's taxonomy places the organism in Eukaryota, Viridiplantae, Streptophyta, Magnoliopsida, Fabales, Fabaceae.